AAUUCCUGAAAACAUGAAAAUCAAUAUGAAACCCAGUUCCUGAGGUGCAGACAUCAGUUUGACGACAAUGUUGAAGUUAUAAUGAAUUGAAAAUUCGAUAUGGCAAGAGGCCGGAGCGUUCGUGCUUAUUCUUUCGGGUUUUGGUCAUUAGGAGAGUUGAAACAGGUGUAGUGCGGGAAAAUCAAAGAUGCACCUGCAUUUCGAAAGAACGGUAAAUGCAAAGAGCGAUUGCCCCAUUCUGUCUCUUACCUGGAUGGGAAAAGUGCCUGAUGAAUUGCCAGAGGAUGAAGGAUGGAAACUCAACAGAACAAAUUACUAUCAGGAGGGAUGGCUCGCUACAAGCAAUGUCAGAGGUAUAGUGGGAGUGACCUUCACAACCAGCCAUUGUAAGAAAAACGUAGACUACCCUCUUCGCACAAAUUACAACUUGAGGGGCCACAGAUCGGAGGUGAUAUUGGUAAGAUGGAAUGAACCUUAUCAAAAAUUAGCAUCUUGUGACAGCUUCGGAAUAAUUUACAUAUGGAUAAAAUAUGAAGGGCGUUGGUCAAUCGAACUGAUAAACGAUAGAAACACUCCCGUGACACAUUUUUCCUGGUCCCACGAUGGUAGAAUGGCACUAAUUUGCUAUCAGGAUGGCUACGUUCUAGUAGGUUCUGUAGCCGGACAAAGAUAUUGGUCGUCGAUGUUGAAUUUGGAAUCUACGAUAACAUGUGGCAUUUGGACUCCAGAUGACCAACAAGUAUAUUUUGGAACUACUUCCGGUCAAAUCAUCGUUAUGGAUGUCCACGGUGCUAUGGUUUCUCAAGUUCAGUUGAGUUCUGAUAUUGGGAUCACAUCUAUGUCCUGGUCAUGUGAAAAAUUCAAAAUGGAGGAAGGUGACGAUAAUGACAGUGGAGUUACAAAUUCAGGGGAGAGAAAAUUUGUCUUGGCUGUCGCUCUUCGAAACGGCCUAAUAUUUUUGUUGUCCACAUAUGACGACGUCUCACCAAUACAAAUAAAUACAGAACUUCAAGGACCAUUAUGUGUGGAAUGGAGUAACUCAAGAGAAUUCUUAGCUGUGGCCGGUGCUACUAAUGAAACCUCUUCUCCAACGACACAGACGGAAUAUACCAACCUGUUGAAGUUUUAUAAUGAAAAGGGAUUACUCUUGUAUUCGACCGUCAUACCAGACAAACAAGCUAGGGUGACAACGAUCACAUGGGGGCACAACGACAAGAGACUAUUUUUGGCCACAGGAACCCAAAUUCACAUAGCCUGGAUUUCAAAAAGGAUAGCGUCUCUUCAACUUUUGUGUAGAUUGAGGAUACAUGAUUUGAUACCAAAAGAAAAUCAAUUGUGUCUUCUACCUCUACCAGUUCGGCUGGGAAAUAUUAUAGGAAACCUCUUUGCUCAAACCAUCAGAUGUUGUGUUCCCGAACCGAGCGCUUUGAGAGAAUUUGUUUCGAGACCACCAGUCGGGUCAGUCCGUUUACAUUGUACCAUGAUUCGACAUGAUGAUGAGACUAAUUUGUCUGCUGGAACCUGCUACACUCUCUACCUGGAAUAUCUUGGCGGUUUGGUUCCAUUACUCAAAGGAAAACGGACUAGCAAAAUAAGGCCCGAAUUUGUUAUAUUCGAUCCACAAGAGGAUUUUCAUUCGAAUGCAGUGGAAUCUAAGAGCUCCUCUUCUUCAACUAACUCAACCAGUGCAUGCGGUGGUAACACCGAUAGUUCGGAUACCGAUAGGGAAGAUGGCUGUACUGGUUCACCUCGCAUGCAGAGGAGAAGGAAGAAAAAGCACAAACAUUACACAAGCUCUUCUCAGGCUCAUCAUGACAGACAAUCAUAUCAAAGGUCGGACCAAGAACCUGAACAUGAAGAUUUGUCAUAUGUUGACACAUUACCUGAGCAAAUUCGUUUGGUGGAAGUCACAUCAAACAUAUGGGGCACAAAGUUCAAAAUACAUGGCCUAGCUUCUUCAGUGCCAGCCAAUCUCGGACAAGUGACGUACAAAACUUCUCUUCUACAUCUUCAGCCCCGUCAAAUGACUCUGGUCAUGACAGAACUGAGCGAUGACUUCCCUGUACUGCCUGAUCCCAAUUUCAACCCGAACUUGUUUUCUGAAGACGAAGAGGAAGUGGCCGCCUUGGAAGACAAAGCAGGACUAGCAAGAGUACCUAUAGAAGACUGCCCACCCAUAGCGCCUAUAGUAUCUUCUAGAGGAACUGUUCUCAACAAGCAGAAAGGCUCCUCCCAUCUCUUACCAGAGAAUGGGUUGAAGCGAUCUGGUAUCGAGAUUUUUGUAUCUGUACCUUCGCUACAAUCACCUAAGAAUGCUGUCGCUCCAAGUGAUAUAAUUUUUGACCGACCACCGGCUUCUACAUUGGUCUCCUAUUCUGCCUGUGACUACCAUACUGGAACCAAUUUACAAGUCAAGUCUAAUAUAGUUGACUCAAAACAUGAAAAUUCAACGCCCACCAUGGUCAAUAGUGACCACUCCAAAGCCAUCUGCAACAAGAAAAUGGAAGAAAGUUUGGUAGAAAUUAAGAAAACGAAAUCGGUUUCUAAUGAAACUAAAGAAUUGAGCUUCAUCGGGGAAGAUCCUUCUACUUCAGGACUGUCUACAUCUCGAAGACUUCCUCCACCAACGACCUUCAUGAUCGAAUCGAUGGUUCGAAGUUGUAGUACCUUUGAGGGUAUCAGACUUCCUCCACCAACGACCUUCAUGAUCGAAUCGAUGGUUCGAAGUUGUAGUGUAGGUUUUUUAGACAACAUGGAAGCUCAACUCGUCCCGAGCGAUGCUUCAUUAUUGAUGCUGCGUAAAGACAUUCCGAAACGUUUAGUAUUGGUAGACAAGAAAGCUAAGUCGCGAAGGCAAACUCGAUCCUCUUCAAAACAAUUAGAGCAUCUUCCAAAAAAUGGCGAUAUAAAUCCUAAACUGAAAAGUUAUGGGAAAUCUAAGAGUCUGGAUUCUAGUGACAUUUUCCCAAAUAGCGAUACCAAUGCUAAUGCGUUCAGAAGAACAGAAAGAGUCAUUCCAGAAAUAGAAACAAUCGAAAACUCUGUUUCUCAAAAUAAUUCACCGACGAUACAAGAAGAAAAUAAUAAGAACAGCAAAAGGAAAACUAGAAGAGAAUUCUUCUCUUCUCCAUUAUUGAGGAGAAAAAAACCCGACAACACUGCCAAUGAUAAAGGAAGAAGCAGAAAUAAUCAGAAAAAAAUGAAUGCCAAUCAGCAGAACGCGAGUAACGCUGAGAAAAAUGGUGUUGCGAUUCAUACCCAAGCAUUGGCAAAUUUGGAAAAACUCAUCACAAGGCUUAGAGAGGAUGAUAAUAAGUCAACUCCUUGUUCUUCUCCAAAAUUACCAAGAAGUUCUCCUGCCUCUCCCGCACCUAGCAAGAAAGGAAUGAGGCCACAGUCUGCAUCUCCUAUAAGGAGAAGAUUAUUGAAUUCACCGUUAUUGGGUAGAAGAAAUAAGAAGAACAAAAACCAGGAAAGUUCUGAUGAUGAAGUUAAUGCAUCAGGAGAUGAAAUUUUCAAUGGAAUGAAUUAUAGAGAUUUGGAAACUUUCCAGAAAUCACAACUAAGACAAAAACUCAAAAGAGGCAAAAUAGAGCCAAAUGGGAGCAGUUGCAAUAAUUCAGUGAUUCAACAGAGAAGAGAGUUUGUUAUGCACAAUAAAGCACCAAUGUGGAAUGAAAAUAAUCAGGUGUAUCAACUAGAUUUUGGUGGGAGAGUAACUCAAGAAUCGGCAAAAAAUUUUCAAAUCGAAUUUCGAGGCAAGCAGGUGAUGCAGUUUGGUCGAAUUGAUGGAAAUGCCUAUACUCUAGAUUUUCAGUAUCCAUUUUCGGCCCUUCAAGCAUUUGCAGUGGCUUUAGCAAACGUUACACAAAGACUUAAAUAAAUUAAUUUUGUUUUGAAUGUGCCAAUUUUCGAAAUAUUCAGUCUAAUGUUAUAUUGUGUUUGAUAAUGAAUUAUUUCCAUGAGAUGAAAUUUAUAUAUAUUUUAUACAUGUUUUAGAAGAUACGUUAAUUUUUUGAGGAUCGUGCUAUAAUUUUUAAUUGAUAUCUCUAUUGUAUUUGAAUGUUACCAUUAUUGGUUAUGAAUAAAUGGGGUUUCAUAUCGGU
Molecule: messenger RNA, 4106 nt
Organism: Leptinotarsa decemlineata (Colorado potato beetle)
Lineage: Eukaryota; Metazoa; Arthropoda; Insecta; Coleoptera; Chrysomelidae
Gene: Tusp
Product: WD40 superfamily protein Tusp
Molecular function (GO): protein binding
Source: RefSeq, a predicted model, not a curated record